GUGUGUUUUUCAUACACUGCAGCAGCGGCAAUCCUUCGCGACGGCUCUGUGGCGACUUGGGGGGAGGGCCGCUUUGGCGGGGAUAGUCGGGCAGUGCACGAUCGACUACAGAAUGUGCAGCAGAUCCAAGCUACGGGCUGCAGCUUCGCAGCCAUCCUGGGCGAUGGAUCUGUGGUAACCUGGGGUGAUGAAUAUGCUGGUGGAGACAGUUCUUCUGUCCAAGAGCACUUGAAGAGCGUGCAUCAAAUUGCCGCCACCGAACGAGCAUUUGCUGCCAUACUGAGGGACGGCUCCGUCGUGACAUGGGGAGAUGCUGAUUCAGGCGGUGACAGCAGUGCUGUUCAAGAUCAGUUGAAAGAUGUUCAGAAGAUCAAGUCAAGCCUCAAUGCCUUUGCUGCGAUCUUGGGCGACGGGUCUGUGAUUUCCUGGGGCUGUGACGAUGAAGGUGGCGACUGCAGUGCCGUAGAAGGGCAGCUGAAGCAUGUCCGGCAGCUUCAGUCCUCUGCUACGGCAUUUGCAGCUAUUCGUGCUGAUGGUUCUGUGGUGACAUGGGGAGACCCCGGCAGUGGCGGCUACAGCGGGUCCGUGGAUCAUCUACUCGUGGGUGUGAAGGCGAUCAAAUCCUCGCGGGAGGCGUUCGCUGCCGUCUUAGGCGAUGGAUCGGUGGUGACGUGGGGCAAUCCCGGAUCAGGGGCUGACAGCAGCUCUGCGCAACAGCAACUGAAGUCUGUGAGGGAGAUCCAAAGCUCCCAACAU
Molecule: messenger RNA, 756 nt
Organism: Symbiodinium sp. CCMP2456
Lineage: Eukaryota; Dinophyceae; Suessiales; Symbiodiniaceae
Source: the annotation of a GenBank genome assembly